CUAUUAAACCAACUUGGGAAAUAUUGAACGAAAAAGAGGGAAAGGUAUAAUUUUGCAAUCUAAACGAGCUAGUCCAACUUGCAUUUCCAGUGUGGUACUAGACACUGAUUUCACUGUAACGAAGACAAACACACCUAAUCUCACCUUCUUUUUGCACCAACUCGACUUUGUAAUUUGUAAACCAAUUAUUUCUUUUACCCACAAGACUUUGUAGAACUGGAGGUCUCCGGUUGGAAGUUUACUACUCUGUUGGGAAUUUCGGAACCUAUUACUUUCUAUAGUUGCUUCCAUUUUUGUACAUGAAUCCGCUGGGAUUUCCACAUUGACUCUUUUUUAGAUUCUGCAUGCUAACCUAAUUUUGCUCCUGAUUUCUAACGCUUGAGAUGAUGAGAGACAUCCUUCGAGCGUGAAGAACUGAACCUCACAAUUGAGUACACUGAAGACAAUAUAUAUGCUUUCCAGAGGGCCUUUUUUGUCUUUUAAGUUAGUUAUGUUUUUACUUGUAUACUCUGUGUUUACAAAACUUCUGCACAUAUUGGUGUGUUAGAAGAAUAUACUUUGCUUCAAAUUGUCUGUCUUGAAUACAAACCAAAAGGUAACCUUGUCAAGUAUUCACUUUAGGAGUUCAGGUAAGGUUUCUUUUCUGAGAUUAUCAAUCUUUCUUACCGAACCAUUUAAUUUCUAGCAAGUAAUUUGUUCCCUGUUUCACUUUCCAAAAGUAAUAUUUCAGCUAAAAUUUCCAAGCAAGGAAUUGUUCUCUCUUUCUUUUUCUGUCCUGUGAAACAUUUUUGUUUCUACAUAUAUACGAGUGGGAGGCCCAAUAUGUAGAGCAGCUUGUGUCUUAUUAGUUUCAAGUCAUCACAGGCUAGUAGGCUACACUACAGGUAAGAGAAGUGUGUGAUGGAUCCAAUUCCAGCAUGGGUGAGGAGACUCUUGGAUGUUUGGGAUCUACGGAUAUUAGUUCUCCUCAGUCUCGCUUUACAGAUCAUCCUUUCACUAUUUGGCAAUCGCAGAAAGUACAUAUCGUCACCAUGGAUUAGUAUCCUUGUUUGGUCGGCAUAUUUAAUGGCCGACUGGGCAGCAACUGUUGCCCUUGGCAAGCUCUCAGAUGCCCAAGGCGAUAAUGGCGACGUAUUGAAGGCCAUAUGGGCACCUUUGCUUUUGCUACAUCUUGGCGGGCCCGACACCAUUACGGCAUACUCUUUAGAAGAUAAUCAUCUCUGGAUGAGACACCUUUUCGGACUAGGGGUUCAAUUUUCUGUUGCAGUCUACGUUAUUCUUAUGUCCUGGAAGCAUUCAUGGUUUUCAAUUAUGUCAAUCCUGGGGUUAGUGGCGGGGUUGAUCAAGUAUGGAGAGAGAUCUUGGGUUCUCUUGUCGGUGAGCCGUGAUAAAUCCGGGGAAAUUGUGCCGUUUACCAGAGCGUCAAAUCUUGGCAAUAAUAAUGACCCAUGGGAGAAUAAAAGUUCUAUAACUGUUCUAUGUGUUGCCCAUAGAUAUGUCAGGGUAUUUAAGAAAUUUAUGGAGUUUUAUGAUGUCGACUCAAGUUGUGACAGUUUCUCUCAGGAAAAACCUCUAGAGUUUGGUGACAUGAAUUUUUUCUGGAAAGUCAUAGAGGUUGAAAUGGGGCUCAUGUUCGAUUUAUUAUACACAAAGACACCCAUAAACUUUAGGAAGGUUGGAUGGAUUCUGCGCUGCAUCACUUUCUCUUGUACAGUGACUGUGUUGAUAGGAUUAAUCUCCCGACCCAUUUCGAUUGGGGAUGAUGGAGAUAAAUGGCACAAGGUCGAUGUCGCCAUCACAGAGGUUCUGGUUGUUGGAGCUCUGACUUUGGAGAUUUACGCAAUCAUUGCGCUGUAUUUAUUCUCUGAUUGGGCAAUGCUUUGUCUAAUUAAGCACAAUAUCGGCAAACAGAUAUUCCAGCUGAGGGAAAGAAUUUCGUGGCUUUUCCUCCCGAAACAAUACGGGUAUAAAACGAUAGGGCAAGUCAAUCUAAUUGAAGAUUGGCUCAAAAACCAUACUUCAGUCAUCGAGCCAGAUCGAGGUGUUGAAUCGGAUCAAAAGGUGGGUAGAAGAAUGCUUCGAUCGUUGAUGGGGUUCAGAAGGUGGUUAGAAGAAUACUUCAAGGACAUGCUCAAGAAGUAUGUACAGAAGAAUACUUCGACCAUUGUCCCUUCUCUUGUGUUUGAGCCGAUUUUACAUUGUUGUCAAUGUUUGACUAUGCCUGAUCUACACCGUAGGAGAGCCAUUGAAGAGGACCAGGUUUGGAAAGAAUUCUUCGGCACGUCCUUGGAAGAGCAGAUUAUUUGCUUGCACAUGGCAACAGAAAUCUUCUACAACUUGGAAGCGGAAUGGGACACUCGUGAUGCAGCUGAUCAAAACAGCAGGGAUAGUAUUUUGUCACAACACCACACAAUGCCCCCCUCUAAUUCGUCCUCGUCGUGGGAAGAAAAUAGGGAACUAUGUAGAACUCUAUCAAACUACAUGAUGUAUCUACUUCUUAUGCGCCCUUCGUUUUUGCCUACGUCUGCAACCUACGAUGUGAUGAGAAACAUUAACACCCCCCCAGACAUGGAUGGUGCACGAGAUGCAAGGGCAGCUUGCCUUUAUUUGUGGGAAACAGAUGAGUUCGAAACGGAUAAAAUUGUUGAACAGGUAAAGAGUAAGCAGAAGGAUGUGAGAUGGGAAAUGUUGAAGUUGGUGUGGGUGAGGAUGUUAUGCUACGCAGCAAGUAAGGGUCAGAGAAAUGAGCAUCUUCGACAGUUAACCCAAGGAGGCGAGUUUCUCACUUUCCUUUGGUUCUUUAUACCACAAUCUCAAAUGUUCUCAGUUAGGCGGCCCCGUCCACAUCCACCUCCACAGGCCCGGUCCUGAGAUUUUCGGGGCCCUUGGCUAGUUUUAAUAAUGGAGCCUCUAAAUAUUUUGUAUAUGUAUUAGUUGUUUGAAAUGAGGACCAAGAUUACCUUGUGUUGAAGUGGUAAAUCUGGUCAUGACAUCGAGUCUCACCUACAACCGUUGGCUAACAUAUUUUGUACAAGUUAUAAAAAUAUUGUUGGCUUUUAACAAGUCUGAUCAUGACUUGAACACAUGACGUAGAGGUUAGUGCGCGAGCGUCUCAACAGUUCACAGAAAAACCAGGUGAUCCUUGACAUGUGUUCAGUGUUGGAAGUAUACUUGAAUUUCAUUUGAGUGCUGUAAAGUUCUCGCUGUGAUUGAGUUACCUUGAAGUUAUGCUUUGUUUGAGGUACUGCAGCACAGUAGGAGCAUUCUUUGUUAAGAAGAAGAAACAAGAAAAGAAAAAGAACAUGAAGAUAAGAAUAUCGCUUCUGUUCUGUGGCUUAAAGUUUCCAACAUAAAUUACCAAAAAGAUGCUAUUAAACCAACUUGGGAAAUAUAGAAUGAACAAGAGGGAAAGGUAUAAUUUGCAAUCUACAAGAGCUAGUACAACUUGCAUUUCCAGUGUGGUACAAGACACUGAUUUCACUAUAACUAAGACUACACACCUAAUCUCACCUUCAUUUUGCACCAACUCGACUUUGUAAUCUGUAAAGCAAUUAUUUCUUCCAUUUUUGUACAUGAAUCAGCUGGGAUUUCCACAUUGACUCUUUUUCAGAUUCUGUGAACCUAAUUUUGCUCCUGAUUUUUAACUCUUGAGAUGAUGAGAGACAUCCUCUGAGCGUGAAGCCCUGAACAUCACAACUUGAGUAUACUGAAGACAAUAUAUGCUGUGUGGAGAGCCUUUUUUGUCUUUUAAGUUAGUUAUGAUUUUACUUGUAUACUCCGUGUUUACAAAGCUUCUGCACAUAUUGGCGUGUUUCUACAGGAGUACUAACCAAAAGGUAACCAUGUCAAGUAUUCGCUUUGGGAGUUCCGCUGGUAAGGUUUCUUUUCUGGGCAUCAAUCUUUAUCACCGAACCAAGUUCCAAGCAAGAAAUUUGUUCCCUCCAAAGUAAGUUGAUCCCUAUUUCACUUUCCGAGUAAUAUUCCAGCUAAAAUCUCCAAGCAAGGAAUUGUUUUCUCGAUCUUUCCUUUCCUGUCCUGUGAAGCAUUUUGUUCCUAUAUAUACGAGUGGGAGGCGCAAUAUGUAGAGCACCUUUUGUCUUAUUGUUUUCAAGUCAUCACAGUUUCAACUUUCAACUCAUCACAGACUAGUAGGCUACACUACAGGUAAGGUUUUCACAUUAUUGCAAGAUAAUUAUUUUGCCUUAAGGUUGUUUAAGUUUAUUGCCAUUUUAGUUUACACUUCCCAGUUUUUAUAUUUCCAGUUUAAGUGUUAGUUCAGUUUCUGCUUGUUUUAAGUUUUGUGGAGAGUGUUAGGAUCGAAGCACACACUCACACGAUUCACGAGUAUAUCAGUAAAGAAAACGACACAGCAAUAUACAUGGUUUCUCAAAACCGGGUAUAUCCACGGGAGCGAGAGAGCAAUCUUUUUUUAAUGAUCAUAGUACAUAGGGUUUUACAAUAGAGCAUGUUUAUACCUACUCUAUUCUUGCCCUAAUAACACUGUACCAUACUGUGGAGUGCUACGCCCCCCGCACCCCCCAAAUUACGGAACGGCCUAGUCUAGUUUGGAUCCGUGAUGGGCCAAUUGCUUCGCUCCGUUCCGUUGUGCUCUGUUCCACUACACUCGCAACUAGCCCUUAUUGAUAAAAUUUCUCGGUACGUCUCACACAUGAGCCACAAGUUCCAAUAGAGAGUGAUAGCGUAAAAGAUAGGAUAGAUAAAACUUGAACCUUAGUCCUAGCGUGAAAGGUCAUAUCUUUGAGAAAAAAAGUACCUUGACAAAAGCCUUGCGAUGGAAACUAUCGGACAACCACAAAUAAUCAGCCUUGGGGGUUGAAAAAAUAACAGGAUGAUUAAAUAAUUUAGGAUGACCACAUGUGGAUAUAAAUAUUUUGGACGAACAAUAAAUUUGCACCCUGGCGCUUUCAUAGCAAUGUUUGUUUGGACCCCUUCACUUUAAUUGGUACAUUGUUAUCCCAAGUAUGCAAAGUUUUUACCCUUUCUAAUGAACUUUUAAGUACCACAUUGAGUAGUACUAAUUAUUAUUAUUAUUAUUUUUAUAUUUUUUUUGGUAAACACAUUGAGUACUAUUUGAUACAUCACCAUAAGACCAAUCACAUGCCUUAAGUGUAUGGGUUAAUUACAAGUUGGCUCGGAUUAAAUUUGAGCCAUUCGUGCCAAAAUGGAUGGUAUCGGCUGAACUACAACCCAGUAGUGCGGUUGUGCACUCCAGGACUUUCAAAUCCAAGUUACAAGAGGACAUGGGCUGCUUCAUCAGAUGAUAGGUAUAAAUCAUGUUAGGAAUUAGGAUAAGUACUGCACUUGUACUGCCUCACUGGCUUGCUUUCCGGUCUUGGUUUCCCCCGAUCUAGCGGUGGUGGUGGUGGGCUAAUAAUUUUAGGGUUUAGUUUAUGUCCGUUAGGGUCUGUUUAUGUGCUUUUGUAACCUGAAUUUUGCUCUCGGUCUCGUCGUGGUCUCGUGGGUUCGGCUUGGUUGGCAUGUGUCCUCGUGACUGAGCUCGCCGUGACAGCAAGGGCUUGCCCCGGAGUGGUGUCCUUUGCUCCUGGCUGCGAGGGGUCAUAGAUUUAAUCGGUGAUUCGUCGCGCUAUGAGCCGGCCGGCGACGUGUUUAGAGGGCAGUUCCGUGGAGGUUACUGGAGAUUGCAUCAGUGUUUCGUACCUAUGGUUUGAGUUGGAUUUCCUAUGGAUACUCUACUACCAAGUUGAAGAUGGACCCUAUGCCGACACCUAGUGUUGGUCUGCUUUGGUGGUACGCAUAGUAGAGCCUGUAGCCUGUAGCGCUUUCAGCAGUUACUCGUGUCUUAGAUGUUGGUAGUUGGUUCAUUCCUAUUAAUAUUGUGAUGUAAUCUUUGCCUUCGGACUUUGAAUGAAAUAUGCAAUUGCCAGUUGAUAAAAGAAAAAGAAGAAGAAGUACUGCACUUGUAUGUUCCAUUUGAUGGCACUUUAUAUGCACCAACUUUAUGUGCUAUCAUGUGGGGUCUAUUGCGUGACAUGUUUAAUUCCAUUUAAGGCCCUAGCUCAAACUGUAAGCAAAUAUAAUUCAUAGAUAUGGUCACCAUUUCGUUAACCAUGUCCAAUUAGUAUUCAAAUGUGAUCACCUUAACAUAUCCCUUUGGGGUUUGAUUCCUCCAAAAGUUAGCAAUGUGUGCUCAAGAAUGUCAAAAUUAGCAGUCUCUUAACCACUAACUAAAUUUUGGUCAUUGAAUAACCAAAACUAGUAACCUUUCACAAUAACCAAAUUUAAUUCAAUCAAAUAUUACACCAUCAUCACACGAAAACACAGUCUCUCUCUCUCUCUCUCCAAGAACUUUUUUUUUUCAAAAUUUUAUACACGAACACUGUUUUCAAAAAAUUAUUUUAAAAUACAAUUUCAAAAACUUGUAAUUUUUUUUUCAAAAUCUGUAUCGCUUCAUAAAAGAAAACUGUUUUUUAGUUGUAAUAAUUUUUUUUAUUAGUUCAAAAACUAUUUUAAAAAGUUAUUUUCUAUGUUCUCAAUUUUUAAUUUCUUUUAGUUCAAAAAAGUGAUAUCAUAAGUUUUGGUUAUCCAAUUUUUAUUAUGCCAGCGUUAACAUAUAUAUUAUUAACUUUAGCAAGCCCUUAAAUGGAUAAUCAAAAUGUGAUGUGAUAACUUUUGGUUAGGACCUUGGAUGCUCUUAGGUGUUAUUCACUCCUUUGGGGCCAGUCCUUAUAGCCCUUAUUCUAGCUUAAGUUGAGACCUCCGCAAAUGGGAGGUGGAAUUGGUUCUUCAGGGAUCAGUCUAGGUGCGAGCAAGCUAGCACUGAUACCUGAGUUUUAAAAAAAAACUCUAAAGUUAGUUUAGGAGCAAGAAUUGUUUUUGUCCAUUCUUAAAGAUCUUAGGUUUUACAAAACUGUACGUAAUAUUGCAUAUGGUUAAGUAAGUUGAACCUAGGAUUAAAAAAAAAAAAAGUAAGUUGAACCUUAAACUUGUUUGUAUAUCUUUCCCUUCUUUUCUUUUUUUUUUUCAUAUGUAACCUUUUAAACUUAUAUGUUGAAGAGAAGUGUGUGAUGGCUCCAAUUCUUGCAUGGGUGAGGACACUUUGGAAUGCGUGGGAUAUACAGCUACUAGUUCUCCUAAGUCUUGUUUUGCAGAUCAUCCUUACCCUCUUUGGCAAUCGCAGAAAGUACAUAUCGUCACCAUGGAUUCAUAUCCUUAUUUGGUCAGCCUAUUUAACGGCUGACUGGGUAGCAACUAUUGCCUUAGGCAAACUCUUAGAUCCCCAAGUCAAUUAUGACAAUGGCGGCAACGCGUUGAGGGCCAUUUGGGCACCUUUGUUGUUGCUACAUAUAUCUUGGCGGUCUUGACACAAUUACGGCUUUCUCAUUGGAAGAUAAUCAUCUGAGACACCUUUUCGGACUAGUGGUUCAAUUUUUUGUAGUAGUUUAUGUUAUUUUCAAGUCGUGGAAACAUUCUUGGUUUUCAUUCAUGUCAAUCCCAGCAUUAGUGGCUGGAUUUAUCAAGUACGGGGAGAGAACAUGGGUUCUCUUGUUAGUGAGCCGUGAUAAAUCCGGAGAAAUUAUGCCGUUUGGCAAUGUAGGCGGAGGAUCAAAUCUCGGCAAUAAUAGCACGUUGGAGGAUAAAAAUUCAAUACACGUUUUAUGUUUUGCCCAUACUUGUGUCAAGGCAUUUAAGAGAUAUACACAGUUUUAUGACAUGGGGAAUAACGAGUUCGUUGUGGGCUUGGAACUUCGUGACCUUGAUGACAUUAGCCUGUUGUGGAAUGCCAUAGAAGUUGAAAUGGGGCUCAGCUCAUGUUCGAUUUAUUAUACACAAAGGUAUCCAUGAACUUUAGGAAGGGAGGAUGAUGUAUUCUGCGUUGCUUCACUUUCUCGUGUACGGUGGCUGUGUUGAUAGGAUUAAGCCUCCGACUUGGAGAAGAUGGAGAGAAAUGGGAUAAGGAAACAUUCUUCAACGAGCCUUGGGAUCAGCAAAUUCAUUGCUUGCACCUGGCAACAGAAAUCUGCUACAAUUUGAAAAUGGAAUGGGAUAGUACUGUAUCACAACACACAAUAGUACAGCUCCCCUCUAGUUCGUCGCCGUCAUCGUGGGAAGAAAACAGAAAACUAUGCAGAAUUCUGUCUCGUUACAUCAUGUAUCUAGUUCUUAUGCACACUUCGUUGUUGCCUACUUUCGCGUCAGAAGAUUAUAUUCGCAACCAAAUCCAAGGUUGGAAAUCAUUCUCCGAAGCCAAAGGUGCGCGAGAUGUAAGGGGGACAGCUUGCCAAUAUUUGUGGGAAACAGAUGCCUUAAAAGUGCGUAAAAUUGUCGACCACGUAAAGAGUAAAUUACACAAGGACGAGAGAUGGGAAAUGUUGAAGUUGGUGUGGGUGAGGGUGCUAUGCCACACAGCGAGUAAGGGUCAGAGAAACGAGCAUCUUCGACAGUUGAGCCAAGGAGGCGAGUUUCUCACUUUCCUUUGGUUCUUGAUACCACAAGCUCUUUUGGUGAAAUACGUGCGAGGACGUCCUUGAACCAUGAUAAUCGGUUCCACACUCAUUAAUACCGUUCAAGUUACCUUUCAUGCCAAUCUUUUUAUUUAUAUUGUUUAAUUUCUUCCAUGUAUACUGUAAACUUGUGAAAUAAACGUUCUGAUUUGAUAAGAAAGCUGUGACCGUGAGAGUUCCCUUGUGAUAAUUAAGCAUUGUUGUCAGAACCAAAUUUUAUUUUCUAAUUUGAUAUUUUCAAUUUAAAUU
Molecule: messenger RNA, 8732 nt
Organism: Rhododendron vialii
Lineage: Eukaryota; Viridiplantae; Streptophyta; Magnoliopsida; Ericales; Ericaceae
Exons: 3
Coding region: 901-2871 (656 amino acids)
Source: RefSeq, a predicted model, not a curated record